Naegleria gruberi is the source of this 3861-nucleotide messenger RNA. RefSeq lists its product as uncharacterized. The coding region runs from base 1 to 3861 and encodes 1286 amino acids. The transcript has a single exon. The record is from RefSeq and is a predicted model, not a curated record. Lineage: Eukaryota; Heterolobosea; Eutetramitea; Acrasida; Naegleriidae.
AUGUUUGAAGAAAGUGAAACUUUUGACAUGAAUCUAUCAAAUUGUUCUCAGUGUCAAAAUGGAAUUUGUCGAUUGUCUCAAAGUAGUAUUGAUGGUUCAACUCAUUGCGAAUGCUCAGGCUUGUUUGAAGGAGAAUUUUGUCAAGAGUGUAAAGAUGGUUUUGUCAAAUUAUCGGACAAGUGCGUUUGUCCGAAUGGUUAUCAACAAAUUGGUUUUGGCUGUGUCUUUGUUAGUAGCUCAAACGCCACUUCCUGUUUUGGAUAUAGUGUCAAAGAAGGUGAUCGUGCAUGUUCUUAUCAUGGAAUUUGUAAUUUGAAUACUCAUUUGUGUGAAUGUAGUGAAAACUUUGAUGGUGACAGAUGUUCAACAUGUAAGACAGGUUACACUGGUUCAAAGUGUGAUAUUCCAAUUUGUCAUGAUGUGAGUGCCAUCGAUUCAACUGUUUGUAAUUCCAAAGGUGAUUGUGUAGCACCUGACAGCUGUCAAUGUAAUGCAAAUUAUUAUGGACCUAAUUGUGCAAGCUUUAAAUGUAAUGGCAUUGAAAAGAAUAAUGCUUUAGUUUGUUCAUCACAUGGUACAUGUUCCAAUGCUGAUGUAUGCACUUGUUCCUCAAAUUAUGAUUCGUCCACUUUCUGUUCAAAAUGUCUUCCUUCCUACAAUGGAACUGAUUGUUCCAUAAAAAUUUGCAGCCCAGAAACCACUUGUAGAGGCCAUGGACAAUGUAACGAUCAAUUACAAUGUAUCUGUAAUGGAAAAUUCACAGGCACCUAUUGUGAAAAGUGUUUAGAUGGUUGGGUUGGCAGUAAUUGCGACAUUACUUGUUCUGCACAGACAACUUGUUCUGGAAAGGGAAGUUGUUCAUCAACUGGAUCUUGUAUCUGCUCGGCAACUUCCUAUGGAGAUCAUUGUGAGAAUUGUAAAGAUGGUUGGUAUGGAGCUAAUUGCGACUUUAGAAUAGAUUUUACAUCUUUUGAAUUUAAUGAGAAUGGUGAUUCGAUUAGUGCUUCUGUAAACUCUGUCAUGAAGAAGAAUAUCAACUGUUCAUCGCUCAUUGUAAACACUGAAGUGUUAGGACAAGGUGCAACUUGUGUAUUGGAUGGUGAUAAGAGUUUAUUGAUCAUUAAUCUUGGCACCUUGGCAACUAUUGUCAUUAAUGGAAAUCUCAUUAUCAGAAACUACAUUGACAGCAAAUUAACAACCAAUGCCAAAGUGUCAGGAACUUUCUAUCAAAGAGUUGAUCCUGUCGCCUCCUUGACAUCUGAAAAGUCUGUCAUUGGUUGUGGAACAAUGUUCUUGGAUGCUUCUUCAUCCACUUCAUUGGACAGAAGAAGAUUGUUAUUCACAUUCUCUGCAGUCACAGCUCCAAAUAAUCAAGCCUUAUCAAACCUUAAUAAUCUCAUUUCUGGAAAUAGUGCAAGUACUGUCAAAUUCUCAGUGAAUAAUUUUACAGGUGGAUCUUAUUCUGUUCAGGUUGCUGUUCAGAGCACAUUCUCUGGUAGAGUUUCGUAUGCUACGUUUGCAUUCAUGGUGACUGAUGCCUCCCCACCAAAUUUGAGUAUUAAGAAUGGUGUUUCGAGUACUGUGACUAUUGGAAACUCAUUUGUGGUUACACCAAUUGUUUCAUUCCCUUCAUGUUAUUCUGGUUCUGCUUUAAUAUCUAAUCUGAAAUUUACCUAUACUCAAGUUAGCGGUGCUGCACUCCAGAUUAAACAAAAGAAUGAAUUGUUGGUGUUUAGUUCAGAUUAUACCAAGUUGACUGAAGAAGGUAAAUAUGUAUUUAGUUUGAGUGCUGUUGAACAGGGAUAUCCAGGAGCAUCCAUCACAUUCGAAAUCAUCGCAGUAGCCCUUCCAUUGAAAGUUUCGUUCAAUAUUCGUGACAUGUCUCAAUCCAUGGAAGAUAAAAUCUCGUUUACAGUACUCAAACAGGAUCCAAGUAAUCCAGAUGAUGCAAGUGGACAAGUAGCUCUAUCUUGUGUCAAUAUGGAAACUUUACAAAGUUGUGAUGGUUUCGUCCAGAAUGGUGCAAAUAUUGAUCAGACCACUUUGUUAUUUAACCAAAAGUAUGGACCUGGCGUUUAUUUGUUUACUGCUGUGUACACCAAGGGUUCGAGAUUCUCCUCUUCCAAAGUUAAAAUCACUGUCACAAGUCAAUCGAAAUCAUCCUUCUUGAGAAUAUACAUUAAUACUCCUUCCAAUAUUGAUCUGACCUCAGUUGACCCAUCCACUUAUUUAAUUCUUCAAGCACAAAGCAUCGACUCACUAAGCGUUCAAAGAAUCUACUCAUGGACAACUGAUUUUGAUUCCUCCUCCACCUCCUCAUUGGAUCUCAACAAGAAAUACUUGUCCAUUCCAAAGAGUUUACUUGUUCCUGGUGCUUCUUACACAGUUUCUGUUAAGGUUGUGGAUGGAGCAAAGGUAGGUGAGGGAGUUAUUUCAUUUGUGGUCAAUUCGCCUCCAACAUUGGGAAGUUUGGAAAUUAAUCCAUCGACAGGUGUUGCCCUCACUGAUGAAUUUAAGGUUUCAUGUGGAAAUGGGUGGUCGGAUGUUCAACUCCCGCUGACCUUCAAGUUUUUGUACAGACUUCAAGGAGAUGUGUUCUGGAAAGUAUUGAAAGAAAGAUCUGAAACGAGGUCUUUCAGUACUGUCAUGCCAAGUGGACAUAUAGAAAUCAAAUCCAUUGUCUAUGAUGCUUUAGGAGCCGCCACAGAAACAACACAAAUCAUUCAAGUCACUAAUCCAGUUGACAUUACAUCAGCCGUUCAAUCUUUGAAUGCUAUUAGUACUUCUUCAGUCACUUCCUCUUCGACCUCAUCUGCAUUGAGUGUUAUUCAAUCAUUGAAACCUCAAACUCAAGAAGAAAAGCAAAAAUUGAGUGAAACUGGAUCAAAGAUUGCAAUUGCCUAUUUUUCACAGAUAGAAAAGGAAGAAACCGUCACUUCCCAAACAGUUUCAUCAACAGCCUCUUCAAUUUCUGUUAUUUCAUCCAUCAGUACUUGUAUUUCAAAUCUGCCUGAAAGCACAGUCAGUUUUAUCAUUACUAAAUUCAAGUCAACUGUCGAUGGCGCCAAUUCAAAGCUUAAUUUACCAGAUGAAGAUAUUGAAUCAUCAUUCAACAGUGCCACCACCAUUCAAUCCUAUGUUGUCAAAAAUGGAGAAAAGAGGGCAAUCUAUGUCUUCUCCAAAGUUGAUAUUACAAUGUUAGAUCAAAUUAAGGAAACUCUUGUUAACCUACAAGUGAAGAAUUUAGUUGCAGACAUGCCUGCUGCUAGAACAUUCGGCACAGAUUACUAUUCAUAUAUGAGAUUAAUGAGCGUUUCGUCUUUGAGUAAUUUGAAUGAUACAAUCAGUUCAGAAUCUUCAUUCUCUCUCAGUCAACCAUUCAGCACACUAUCACAAUUUUCUAAUUUGGAUACUGUUAAACUUGUGAUGAAAGUCCAACAACAAAACGAAAGUGUUACCAAACUUUUCUCAUUCAAGGUAGUUUCUACCAAUACUGAAAUACCAAUCAGUUCUGAUUCAAUUGCUGAACUCACCAUUGAAAAUAAUGAUGGAGUUGUACAAAAUGCUGCCACUUACGAAUGCAAGAUUUUACAAAAUGGACAAUUGACAUCAUUGUCCUCAUGUGUGAUUGUUUCACACUCUGCAACCAGCUUUACAGUUAGGGUUCCUUCAACUGGUUCUUAUGCAAUUGUGGCCAAUGUUAAGAAAGAUGUUAUUGUUGACAUAUUGUCAGAAGAUAAUUUGAAAUAUCUUGCUUUCCUAUCAUUGAUUGUUCCAAUUGUUGUGUUGAUUGUCAUUGUUUUCAUUGUUGUGGUUUGUGUUAUUAGAAAGAGAAAGAGAGCAAAAGUUCAAGGUGUUUAA